AUGAAAAAUAAAUUUGGUUUAGCAUUAUUUGUAAAGGCUAAUUAAUUAAACUGUCUUUUAUUUUUCUUAAAUAAAGAAGAGCUGUACAGUUACUGGUAAAUAGCUUUUCAUAUUGCAAUCUGUUUUCUUUCGAUAAAGCGAGCAAAAAAUAUCUUAAAUCUAAAAGGAGCUGAAUAUUAUUUAGUAUUUGCUUUAGAAAUACUUUAAAUAGAAGAUUUUUAUUUUCUGAUAAGAUAUAAUAAAUACAAAGUCUAUUUUAAUUAAAAUGAUAGUGAAGAAUGGUUUUAUAGAUAAAUCUGCUUAUUGGAUUCUCAGCAUCUUUAUUUUUUAUUGAUGCUAACAUAAUAAUUCAAUAUAAAUGAAAAAAUGGAUUGCUUUUAAGCAUUUAUUUCUAUAUUAUCUUUUGUUUACCUAGAUUGCUUUUUAUAACUUAAAGCAGUCUUUACAAAAAUAAAAGCACAAGAAUGUAUUGAAUUAAUCUCUCCAAGGUAUGUUAUAUAUCCUACAAUCUAAGCCUUCAUUUUUUACGCUUUUUACUUAAAUACCUUGUAAUAUAGUAAAAUAAUAUCAUUUUUCAUAUUUUUAUUCCUAUUGAUAAUAACAUUGAUACAAAUAGUAUAAGUGUAGAAUAAAUAUUAACUUAGAUUUAAUAAUUUAUUUAACAUAAUCUAUCCAUUUUUCAAAUUAUAUUCUUACGUGAGUGUGGAUUUACUAGAAGUAUUUAGUAGAAAAUCUGUUAAUAAUAGAAUUCAUUUGAUAUUAUAACUAAAUCAAUUUAAAUAAUAUGUGUUUUUGAUAGCUUCAGUCUUAAUGCUAACUUUCUUUAAGAUUGAACAUUCCUCAGAUAGUGAACAAAAGGAUAUUAUUUAUACUAUUCUAAAUACAAUACAAAUCAUUUUGACUUUAGCUAAUCUAAAAAAAUAAUUUACCUAAAAAUCGAUAAUUUAUAUUUCUUCUUUAUAGUAGCUGAAAUUAUAUAAGAUGAAUUAUAAUAAUAAUAAACUUUAAGAUACUAAAAUUAUUGUAUUAAACAGUUAAUUACCUGAUUUGAUUAUAUUUAAAUGUCUUUUUAGAAAAUUCUAAGGAUGUUAAAUUAUCAGCACAAAUAAUAAAUUCAGAAGAAAAAACUUAGAUUAAUUUUAAUUUUAAAAAGUUUAAAUAAUUCUUGACUUGGAUUUAAAAACAUAAAAUAAAUUAACUUAAAUAAUUUAAAAAAGAAAUGAGUACAAGUAAUAAUACUAAAAUUUUGAUUAGCAAUACAAAAAUUUAGAUUAAUAAAGACAAAAUUUAUUAUAGUAGGAAUUAACAAAGAUGUAAAAAAUGAUUUUAGAAGAAUAAAUUUUAAAAUAAAUGCUUGAUAUAAGGAAAUAAAUUGAUUUGUAAUAAAAAGAAUUAAUUUAAAAAACUCAGAGAUAAUUGAAUGGAAUUGUUUUCUCUGAUUAUGAAUAAGUCAUUUAAGCAGCAAAUAAAAAAGUAUUAAAAUAAAUAAUUUCAGUUAAAUUUUCCAUUUUAGAUUUUUUAACAUUUUUAAAUUUGUCUUCUAUUUUAACGAACUAAAAUUUAAUGGUAAAGAUUACUGAAAAAAAAAUUGUAAAUGCUAAAUUCGAACGUUUUUUAGUAUUAACUCAUUUAAAUGAACAAUUUUGUAAGCUUUAUUAUAAUGUUAUAAUGAUAUAAAAUAUUGUAUUUAAUCAGAACCUAAUUUAACAUUUAUAAUUAAAUCCAAAGCUUGUAUUCUCUGACUUGUUUUAUGACUGA
Molecule: messenger RNA, 1758 nt
Organism: Tetrahymena thermophila SB210
Lineage: Eukaryota; Ciliophora; Oligohymenophorea; Hymenostomatida; Tetrahymenidae
Product: transmembrane protein, putative
Exons: 2
Source: RefSeq, a predicted model, not a curated record